Epinephelus fuscoguttatus (brown-marbled grouper) is the source of this 7876-nucleotide messenger RNA. It is a transcript of the gene atad5a, whose product is annotated as ATPase family AAA domain containing 5a. Gene Ontology annotation, molecular function: DNA clamp unloader activity; ATP hydrolysis activity; DNA binding. The coding region runs from base 414 to 5855 and encodes 1813 amino acids. The transcript is spliced from 22 exons. The record is from RefSeq and is a predicted model, not a curated record. Gene Ontology annotation, cellular component: nucleus. NCBI's taxonomy places the organism in Eukaryota, Metazoa, Chordata, Actinopteri, Perciformes, Serranidae.
UUGGCGCUCUUCGUUCAGGACCGGGCUGGCGCGUUUUUGAAAGAGCAAGAGAAGUCAAGAAACAUGUAUUUUGUAUUUCUACUCAGACGAACAAUUCGGGAAAUAUCAGUUUAACGGUUUCCACUUCGCGUUCACACACCUGUGGCGGACAUGUUGGGAAUGUACGGAGCACUUCUGGGACUUGUGAGGAGCGAAGCUGCGACGAGAGUAGCAUCUACCGACGUCUGCUAGCUUGUUGUUUUACGGUGAAAUUUAUAUGUGUGGUGGCAACACACAGAGCUGUCUGCCUCACACAAUGAACUUUGCCUCUGUUGUUCACUCACAAACACGGGGAAGUGAAUAAGAAACGGAAAGAAGACGGUCUAAGAAGUUGCAGCAAGUUACCGGGUCGGUUUUAUCGGUCACUUCACAUUAUGGCUGGUGUUGUGGCUAUGGCAUCUAUCAUUGAGGACUUUGACACCCAGCCUUGCAAGAAAUCUCGCAAAGAUGGUGGCAGUCCUGUUGUCAAGACAAUCACAAACUACUUCUCUCCUGUGCCCAAGCCUGCGGAGAAACCCUUUUCACCUCCUCGCUCCAACAACAUCAUGGACUACUUCAGCCGUAAGGCUCCGUCCUCUAAAGAAAAGACCAGCUCACCUGAGCAGUCAAAAGAGAACUGUCAGAUGUCUCCACCUGCAGAAAAACACACCAGACCAGAGGCAGCAGUGAAACAGCCAUCUCAGAGACGGAGAAGAAAAGCCAGCAAAGCUGCAAGAAAACUUGUGGAAGCUGAGGCGGUUAGCUCCACAGAUGAGGCGAGCUGCAUUAUUGUAGAGGAACCAGCAGAAGCAGUCAGCAGCUGUGGUGUUUUUGGCAGUGAUACAGCAGCACUGAUGGCCCAGUUUAGUGCUGAGGCUUCUACCGGAGAAUCAGAAAGGAAUAAAGAAGAAGAAGAAGAUGAAGAUGUCAAACUUCAUCCAGAACUUAACAGCAUUGAAUUAUCUCCAAUUGUACCAUCAAAAGAUAAAGUCAAACCCACUGCACGAAACUCUAAGAAGGCAAAGCAUUCAGAAGCAGAGGAGAAAGAAAAAGAGAGCUCCUUGUGUGAUGUUAGUAUGGAGGUCAACGUGGAUGAGGCCUCUCAGUUAAACAGCACGGUCACAAUCUCCUUUGAGGAUUUUGUGCGGAGUCAGAGCCAGGACGGGGGUGAAGAGGACAUGGAAGAUGAACAGGGCAAAGACGAUGAAAGUAAAAUCACAACAGAGGCAGAAGCAAUGGACACUGACCAGUUGGACAUCCCUAAAGCUGAAGAACAUGUGGGUUCUGCGGAGCCACCUUUUCAAGUCUCACCCCGAACCGUCACCAUCCAGGCUGAAGUACAUGCAGUCUCACCCAAACAGGAAGCCAACAAGGCAGGGCCAAAGGUAGCUUCCAUCUUCAACAGGAAAAAAGGGGCAACGAGCCCUGCAGAGGUUGUAACGUCUCCUCACACAGAGGCCGGACACCAGCCCCCUUCUACCUCUCUGACUGUCAAGCGUAAAUCCAAUGUGGUUCUUCAAGAGGAAGAUCUAGAGCUGGCUGUGCUUGAGAGUGAAUCCAUGCCCAAGUGCAGUGAGGCAGAGAGGAAGCAGUUCAUGGCUGCCUUCAAACAGCCCGGUCUGGAUGUGUCCAAAACCAAGCCUGGUAAGGUCCAGGGCAAACAGAAGCAACCAGGAGAGAAGGCUUUGGACGAUGCGGACAAAGUUGCAGAAGAAGACGCCGUAACUCCAGCCUCUGUGGAGCAAGUCCCUGCUGCUUCUCGGGAAUACAAAGUAGCUAAGAAGAAGCCAGCAAGAAAAGGCAGGAAGAAGGCAGUAGAAGAGAAGGAGGCAGUCACCACCCCACCUGGUGCUCCUGCUCCUGCUCCUGCUCCUGCGGAAGACACAGUGACCACAGUUAUUGAGACUGUCGAUAAAGAAGAGGAGCCUCCCAUCACCUCAACUCCCUCCAUCCCAGCAGUAAGGAGGUCCAGAAGAGAGGCUGUAGUCAGGCAGUCACCGGAGACCACCACAACAACUCCAAUCAGAAAAACCAGGAAACACAAUGAGUCGAAGGAUGCUGCUGCUGCUGCUGCUGCUGCCGCCGAUAACGCCGAUAACAGCCCUACAAAGAUGUCCACCCCAAAGACACGCAAGUCCAAACGUGGCGUCUUCGUAGCAGAGAUGGUGUGCCCACCUGACUCAAAAGAAAGUCCAAUCAGGAUUAAAUUUACUAGAGUCCAUAGAAACGCGACCAAGGCUGAAAGUGGCAUAAACACUUCUUUGACUCCUAAAACAUCAGCUGACUCUAAAACACAGAGGCAGGCGAAGAAGUUGGUGGAGAAGGCCAAGGUCAUUCAGCAGAGUAAAAAAACUGCUGUCAAGGAGAAGGGCACCUUAAGGCGUUCAUCACGAACUGAGGCCUCCUCCAGGAAGAGCUACUGUGAAGAUGAGGAUUCUGUCAUCUGCCUGGAGGAUGCCCAGAGUACCACUCCCCAGACAGCAGGAAAGACUAAAACCCAGAAACCUUUACGCAGUCUGAAUGAAGUUCUGGGUAAAGCCCCAUCUGGUGGCAAAGAGGCCAAGGCUGUCCCAGGCUCCAAAGCGACCACACUGGGCCAAGAGAAGACUGCUCGGAAGGUGUCUGCAGUGAUUUCCAUCUUUGAUGACAGCAGCAGAGAGGGCUCUGAGAACUCCCAGGAUGAUGAGCAGUUCAGGGCGCGCAGAGAGUUCUUGAAGAGCGGCCUGCCUGAGUCCUUCAGGAAACAGAUAGCCAAGACUGCUGCCACCAAGGAGGCCUACUCUCUCUCCUGUUCCUCCUUUCAACCUGUUAUUCACAUAAACCAAGCACCAAAUGAUUGUCCUCUUUGGGGUCUGUUGUGGCCUGAGUCUUCAUUACUGUCUCAUAUGAAAGAGCUUUGGAGUCAAACAUCCAUCCUGACUCCAUCUGUUAGCGGCUCCCUUUGUGUGAAGACGCAACCAGCUCAUAGAGCCUUCUGUGAACGGGGUUCUGGCUGGAGGCCUGAGAUCUCUGAAAGUGUUCGUCAGCUUCUAACGGAGGAGGUCAGCACCUGUAACCCUCCCUUCCCUGUUCAGACGUUCCUCACUCGCUUCCUGAAGAGACGCGCCGACCACCAGCAGCAGUGCACAGCCUCAGAACCAGAGGCUGUAACCAGAGCCACAAGCUCCACGCUGCCUGCUGAACAAGUAGGAGGGAAGAGGAAGAGGACAGAUGAUGAGGGGGAAACAACAGUGAAGGUGGCGAAGAAGCAACGAGCCUGUGUAGAAGAGAAAGUUUCUGAGCCUGAGCCAACAAAAAGGGGAGGCCGUACGAGGCGAUCUCGGAGAUCAAAGCCAGAGGAGGAGGUGGACGACAAAGCCAAGCCUUCAGUCAAGACUAGUCCCAUCCCAUCUGAAGACGACUGUAUGAUUGUGACUGAUGAGCAGCUUUUGGGAGAGAACACUGGAAAUAAAGAUGUGGUGAAGGAGGACGUGCUAUGGACAGACAAAUAUCAGCCUCAGCACUCCAGUGACAUCCUAGGUAACACUGCCGCAGUGAGGAGGCUGCACAGCUGGCUGAAGGAAUGGAAACUACGCGCAGACCGAGAAGAGAGAAAGAAGCAGAAAGACAAGACACAAGAGGAAGGCAGCAAUGACUCAGACUGGGACUGCGGAGAAGAGGACACCCAGGAUGACGAGGACAUGUUAUGUAACACACUGCUUAUCACAGGACCCACUGGAGUGGGAAAGACUGCUGCAGUCUAUGCUUGCGCCCAGGAGCUCGGCUUCAAGGUAUUUGAGGUGAACGCUUCAUCUCAGCGGAGCGGCCGUCUCAUUCUGUCCCAGCUGAAGGAAGCCACUCAGUCACACCAGGUGGACAGUCAGGGGGUCAACGCCCACAAACCCACCUACUUCAACAGUUACGGCACAAGCAGCAGCGCUGGUGCUCUCAGGCCUGGAUCCUCUCCCAGAAAGGUUAACUCUCCUCGUAGGGUGGUGUCCUCUCCCAGGAAAAAUCCCCAGUCCCCAAGAGGUACAAAAAGAGGAGGCCUGGCUCCCACCUCUUUGGCUAACUUCUUCAAAAUGGGUCGACCCACCACCAAGGAGACGCCCAACACUAAGAAGAACGAACAACCAGCUGCUUCCAAGAAAGCCACAAAAGCAAAUGAAGGUGCCAGUAAGCAGAAGGACCCUGCAAUCAAAUCUCCAACAGCCACCACCCUUAAAGAGAAGAAUAGUGAGGAGCAGAGCAAGAAGACAGCCACCUCACUGAUCCUGUUUGAAGAAGUGGAUGUUAUUUUUGAUGAUGACUCAGGGUUUCUAGCUGCCAUCAAGACAUUUAUGACCACUACGAAGAGGCCAGUCAUCCUCACUACCAGCGAUCCUGCUUUCAGCGGCAUGUUUGAUGGCAACUUUGAAGAGAUCCAUUUCAGAACACCUUCAGUGAUGGAUGUGAGCAGCUUCCUGAGGGGGUUGUGUCUGACUGAGGAUGUGAGGACAGACCUGUCGGACAUCAGCUCUCUGCUCAGACUCAAUAGAUGUGACAUCAGACAGAGUAUACUGCAGCUGCAGUUCUGGACUCGCAGCGCGGGCGGCCACCACGUGACCAGGCCACUGACGCACACUGGCAAAGCUGAGACUGAUGAGGAGGCAGCUGCGUGUGCAGUGACGGACCCACCCACUCUCCCUCCCUGUGACACCGGCUGCACUGAGAGCAUGCUGGGCCUGCUGAAUGUUGAACCUAAGAGGGACAUUUGGGAGCUGCUCAGGAGCCAGAGUCCAUCGGAGGAGACACUACGCUGGGAGCUGCUAACAAACUGCAAGCGACGAGGAGUGGACCUGCUCUAUUCCAACAUGGAGACACUCUUACCUCUACCUCUCACACAGUUGACUACCUCUACCCACAAACCAGAGCAGUCUGUUUCUGCAUCACAAGACUAUCCUUCCGUUAAUCUGAAAGAGAUGCCAUCCCAUGCCAGGGUACUGCACACGUCAGAGUCAGCAGAUUGCUCAGAUGACGGCAGUCCAGUUAAAAUGUCAGACAGAAUGAGGAAGAACAAGAGGCGGCACGGUCUACCUGACCAGGAUGGACUGGACUCGGACUCAGAGGACAGUUUUCUAUCUCUCUGCAAGCCACAGAGCGCUCCUCAGGCAAAGGAGGAGGUCAAAGAGAGUUCAGUUUCACAGAGGGUGAAGAGAAAACCACUGACUCCAGAGGAGCGGGUAAAAAGUCUCCCAGUCUCCCAGUGUCUGGAAUCAAUAGCUGACUUUUUAGACAACAUGUCGUACAUGGACUCAGCCUUGCCCGUUCAUCUAGAAGGGGGUGACGGCCACAGAGGAAUGUCAAUAGCCAGUGCAGUGAUGAAAGACGGGAUGACAGAUGAAUCACGUCUUGAGACUGAGAGAGCGAGCUGGAUGAGAGGAGAACAUGUCUCUGAGAUCUCAGCUGCUGUGGAGGCUCUGAGCUUCCACAAGUGCUGUGUUUCUGUAGCGGAGGCAUGGGACAAAGCCCAGAAACUAGAGGGGGAGCUGGGAAAAGAGGCUGCGGCAGAACUCACCCUCCCUGUGGCCGCUCAUCGACAAAGUCACAGCAUCACUCAGGAGGGUCCCUGUCAACCACAGCUGGCCCAGCAGAGGAGAGAGGUGAUGGAGAGUCUGACGUUCAGAGGAGUGUUUGGUACUCUGGGCAACAAACCAGCAGCUGCUCUGGACUACUUGCCAGCUCUUCGCACCAUCUGCAGAUCAGAGCAACUGAAGGAGCAGGGCAAGGUUAAACGAAGGUUCCUGCACUACUUGGAUGCGAUCCACCUUGGUCUUGCAAAGAGCACUCUGCAGUACCUUGCUGAAGAUUUCCCCUGAACCACAGAGGAGAUCAGACGUGUCCUCAUGAUCACACAGAGUCCUGAAACAAGUACUGCUCUUUGAGUGGUCACACUUUGAAGGUCCAAAUGUUUUGGCUGAAACACAUUUACAGGUUGUGUUGUGAAGCGAGGAUGAAUAGUCAGGCAGCAGUAUAAGCAGAGGACUGUCUGGUGAAGCUUCCACUUGUUUCUUCUAGGAUGAAAUGACUGAAUCACUGAAUACAGGGAAGGUAUUCUCACCUGAAGGGCACACAGCUAAAUAACCUCAGAUGCCUGAUUCAGCACAUCCUUUGGUGCUUUCAAAGACUGCACUAAAGAUUUUUACUUUAUAUGGUUUUUGUAAUAUUAAGCUGUGCUGGAGUCUGUUUUUUUUGUACAGUAGUGUGUUGUGUGCUGAGGCCUUUGCAUUUUGCAAAGUGUUUUUAUUAAGUAGAGUAUGUAUCAUUAAUGAUUUGUAAGAGAUUAACAUGUAAAAUAGAAUUUGUAAAGGCUGUGUGUAAAUUGUCACUCUCCACACCAAGUACUGUUGAUGCACUCAGGAUCUUAUCCAAGUUAUAAACAGCAGACAGCUUUUCACAGACAGUUUGUCAGCUUCACAUCACCGUCACAUUCAACACUGAUUUUCUUUUUUUUUACUUUUUAUUUGAUCUUUUUUUCACCCACAAAGUAAUCAUUAGCAUAUCAGUUACUCACCAUGUGUCUUUUAGUUGCUGAAGAAAGCUUUGUUUUUCUUGCUUGCCUUUGCGAUGAUCGGAGAAUCCAAAGACGUAGAAAAUGAAAUGAAGUUAAAAGACUGUGUUUAACUAUAUAAAAACAUUGAUUUAAAAACCCUGAUGCAACUCCUGCAGUAUAAUCCAAGUCUUAUGCUGCAGUCAUGUGUUCCUCAGAUGGUCCUUUUCUGCGAGGUAGAAAGUCGUUCUUCCCACUUUGGUGUGUUCAUUAGCUUUUAAGUCAUAAUGUGGAAACAAUAUGUGUUGCUUUUUAUACCUCAGAGCAUUAAACGUCCAGACUUGUUGCUGUACCCGUACUCCCUAAGACCACUAAAAUCUUGCUUUAUCUUUGUUAUCUAUGGAAGCACAUUGCAUUCACUGAAUAAAUAAAAACAUCUCGUAAUUACAAGAUCUUUUCUCGUAAUUACAACAUAUCUCAAUUCGCCUCUGUAGUCUACAGGUAUAACGCUUUUAUUCUGAAAAAUGUUGACCGGAAGUACCGUCCAACGGUUUCUCGGUGGACUCACUUUAAAAUCAGCUAGCAUUAACGUUAUUACGGUAUCAGCGAAAGGCCUUAAGGUAUACGAUGUCAGGGUCUUGUAAUUACGACAUCAGGAUGUGUCGAUUUUUUAUUUUUAUUUUUAUUUUUAUUUUUUUUAUAUUCAGUGAAUGCAGUGUGCUUCCGUGGUCAGGGUUAAUGCUAACAAAAAGCUUUUUAGUUACGAAUACAACCUAAUACCAGAUUACAAGUUACAUGUGAGCAAAAAGUAAUAUGCCAUAUGUGAAUUAAUAAAAACUUUAACAUAAAUCAAAUGUUUACAUUCAUCCGCCAUGUUUACUGCAUAAUAUGACAUCAGCUUGACCAGUUGUGUACCAAAAUUUCCACCUAUCUAAGUUGUGCUGACUUUAGGGGGCGUUCAUGUGGAUUUUCCAAAUAGAGAACUAAUUUUUCCAAUUAUUCCAACACGACAAGAAUGCAGCAUUUUUCAAAACCUCACUAUUUAAACACUGAAAUAUGAACAGUCUCAUGCACUGAGGCGCUGCACCCAAGGCAAGUGUGUGCAUUUGAACGCAGCACGUGCACUUACACAAGUGCUCUGCUGGUGUGUGUUGGUUAAACAUGGUGCAGUUUUACUCCUGUUUGAAGAAUUUUCUGGUUUUGGAUUCUUCGUUCACCAUGGAGGCAUGUGAGAGAAAGUUUACUUCUCAAGCUCAACACAGGGUGAGGAAUUGAUUUACAAAUGAUCAUUUUGUUGGUGCAGUGUUCCUUUAAUAUGUACACAUUAUUCACAGUGGGGUUUUGUUGUGA